AUGGGAAAGAAACAAGUGUGCCCACCUCGUGCCCUCCCUCCAGUGCCAAGUGCAGAUGAAAUUCCACUCAGUCGUCCCAAAAAAAGGAAACCCAAAGGAAAGACUCCAUUAGAUGGUAUUGUGCAAGCAGCAGUUCGACGGCAGUCUGAAAGCAGUGAGCCCCUAACUCCUGAACCUCAUGAUGUCCCUCCUCAAAGGAAACGCAAGAAGAAGAAAGUACCUACUGAUUCUGAGACCUCUUUUACCCAGCAAAACGUUGCAUCCCUAUUUCAGAAUGGAAAUGGCAUGGAUGUCCCUGAAGCUGAAGAAACAGUGAUCCGCAAACAGAGAAAAAGAACAAAGAAACCUCGGCCAGCUGAAAUGCACUGUUCCAAUGAGCUGGAAGUGGAGGAGGAAGACAUCAUUGAAGAUGAGCACAGAAAGAGCCCAGAUCAGCAGCCUGUGUUUGCUGCUCCCACUGGAAUUAGCCAGCCUGUUAGCAAAGUGUUUGUUGAAAAAAAUCGGCGUUUUCAGGCAGCUGACCGUGCAGAAUUGAUUAAAACCACCGAAAAUAUCAAUGUACUUAUGGAUGUGAAGGCCUCCUGGACUACCAGAGAUGUUGCUCUCUCAGUGCACCGAAGUUUUAGGGUGAUCGGACUCUUUACCCAUGGCUUCCUUGCUGGGUAUGCUGUAUGGAACAUCAUUGUUAUCUACAUUUUGGCAGGAAAUCAGUUUUCCACAGUUUCUAAACUGCUCGAGCAGUAUAAGACACUAGCAUACCCAGCUCAAAGUUUGUUCUAUUUGUUGCUGUCUAUCAGUACAGUUUCAGCCUUUGACAGGAUUGAUUUGGCAAAAGCAUCAGUUGCAGUGAGGGGUUUUCUUACCCUAGACCCAGCAGCAGUAGCCUCUUUCCUGUACUUUGCUGCUCUUAUUUUAUCCUUAAGCCAGCAGAUGACAUGUGACAGAAUUAACCUCUACACACCACCUUCAGAAAAUGGCAGCAUCUGGAUGGCAGGUACAGAGGAAGAAAUUGUUCAGCCGUGGGUUGUGGUGAAUCUGGUAGUGUCUAUUCUAGUUGGGACAAGUUGGAUCUUCUUGUCUUACCGACCAGAGUUAGACCACAGUGAAGAACUGAUGUUUCAUACUGAAAUCGAGGAAUUUCCCCAGGGAGAUAUCAUACCCAGAGUCCAGCCAUAGUAUGGAACAAGCAUCUGCAAAUACUGCAGCUCUGACUGUUGGCUCAACAUGAUGUGUAUUAUAGUUAUGUAUUAUAACUUUCA
Balearica regulorum gibbericeps (East African grey crowned-crane) is the source of this 1259-nucleotide messenger RNA. Lineage: Eukaryota; Metazoa; Chordata; Aves; Gruiformes; Gruidae. The record is from RefSeq and is a predicted model, not a curated record.